This is a messenger RNA of Andrographis paniculata, 1828 nucleotides long. Its product is annotated as F-box/LRR-repeat protein 14. Gene Ontology annotation, molecular function: protein binding. Bases 156 to 1559 code for a protein of 467 amino acids. The record is from RefSeq and is a predicted model, not a curated record. Gene Ontology annotation, cellular component: SCF ubiquitin ligase complex. Gene Ontology annotation, biological process: SCF-dependent proteasomal ubiquitin-dependent protein catabolic process. NCBI's taxonomy places the organism in Eukaryota, Viridiplantae, Streptophyta, Magnoliopsida, Lamiales, Acanthaceae. The transcript is spliced from 2 exons.
AUUAAUUUCGUCCUUCCUUUAAUUUUUCUAGGAGUCUUUAGGUUUGGAAUUAUUAUUGUGAAUAAUUUUGCACGGAAUCGCUUUCGGGGAACGCCGGUUAAGUGAAUUCUGCUUUUCCGAAUCCGCUGCCGAUGCUAUCUGGACCGCAAUAACAAAUGGAUGAGUUGCCUGCGGAAGUAACUUUGGACAUACUGCAUAGAAUCCCGAGAACAGUAGAUAAGAAUUCAGUAUCUUUGACCUGUAAGCGCCUCCAUGAAUUGGAUAAUGAGCAACGCAAAGCUAUUCGAGUUGGCUGCGGAAUGGAUCCCGCCAACAAAGCACUGAUCUCACUCUGCAACAGAUUUCGUAACUUGGAAAAAGUCGAAAUCUCUUACUCGGGCUGGAUGUCAAAAUUAGGUAAACAGGUGGAUGACCAGGGGCUCUAUAAUCUUUCUGUAAGUUGCCCUCUUUUGACAGAUCUCACACUAAGUUACUGCACUUUUAUUACCGAUGCUGGAUUGGGUCACUUGGCUACCUGCUCUCGUCUUUCUGCCUUAAAGCUGAUCUUCACUCCAAGAAUUAGUGGUUUUGGGAUAUUGUCUGUUGUAGUGGGAUGUAAGAACCUUUCGUUGCUGCAUCUUAUCCGCUGUCUUAAUAUCGCCAGCAUGGAAUGGCUGGAAUAUCUCGGAAAGCUUGAAAAACUAGAAGAUCUCUGCAUCAAGAAUUGCAGGGCUAUUGGAGAAGGUGAUCUUAUUAAGCUUGGGAACACAUGGCGGAAGUUAAGACGCCUACAGUUUGAAGUAGAUGCUAACUAUCGGUACAUGAAAGUUUACGAUCGGUUAGCUGUAGAUCAGUGGCAGAGGCAAUCAACCCCAUGUGAGAACAUGCAAGAACUUAAGUUAGUGAACGGUAUCAUCAGCCCGGGAAGAGGACUUGCCUGUGUGUUAGGUAAAUGCGAGAACUUGGAAAAGAUUCACUUAGACAUGUGCGUGGGGGUGAGAGAUUUGGACAUCAUAGGCUUGGCCCGAAAUUCCAGCAACCUCAGGUCUAUUUCCCUCCGAGUUCCAUCCGAUUUUUCUCUCCCUCUUUUGAUGAACAAUCCAAUUAGGCUAACGGACGAAUGCUUGAAAGCAUUGGCCCAGAAUUGCGCGCAGCUUGAAUCCGUGCGGCUGUCUUUUUCAGACGGCGAAUUUCCCACCUUCUCUUCGUUCACUUUGCAAGGAAUCCUGACUUUAGUGCAAAAGUGCCCGCUCCGGAAACUUUCUUUAGACCAUGUUUAUUCUUUCAAUGAUGCCGGGAUGGAAGCUCUUUGUUCGGCUGAGUAUCUUGAAAUUUUAGAGCUUAGUCGAUGCCAAGAGAUAACCGAUGAAGGGCUACAGCUUGUUGAGCAAAUUCCUCAGCUGUCUGUUCUGAAAAUUAACAAAUGUUUGGGAAUAACCGAUGACGGAUUGAAGCCGCUUGUAGGAUCACACAAACUGGAAGCGCUGGUAGUCGAUGAUUGCCCGCAGAUGUCUGAACGAGGCGUACAAGGAGCUGCAAAUUCGGUGUCGUUCAAGCAGGAUCUGUCGUGGAUGUAUUAAUCUUUUCGUCUCCAUGGUUGCAGAGGUACAUGCAUAUCUUUUAAUUCUUGAUUCUUUUUAUGAUUAAUUUAAUCUGCUAUUUGCAUUAUAUGAAUGGUAGUAUGAUCAUUUGUGAGGGCUGUUGUGUAUAAUUGAUGUGUUUUUGAAGCUGUAAUGAACUUAGAGAAAUUUAUCAUUCUUCUGAGGGUAGUUUUCAUGAUAGUGUGACAAGAUCUGUGAACUUUAUCAUUACCUCUAUAAUUAUAAUAGUUGUAAGAUGUUUUUGUUUU